Molecule: messenger RNA, 1004 nt
Organism: Prorocentrum cordatum
Lineage: Eukaryota; Dinophyceae; Prorocentrales; Prorocentraceae
Source: the annotation of a GenBank genome assembly
AGCCGUCUCGGCCGAAGCGGGGCCUUUCUAGGCUUACGUCAGGCAUCCUUCGACACCAUCUACUCCGACCCCAUCUGAGAGGCCUCUAGUCCUGGCCUCCGCUGCUUCUCCCGAUGGGCAAGAAGCGAAAGAAGCCUGCCGGUGAGGAUCCUGGUCUCGUGUUCGAUGUGGCUGCCCGGCAGGAGUUCCUCCUGGGGUUCCGGAAGCGCAAGACGGCGCGCAGGAAAAAGGCCAUUUUGGAGGGGAUCGAGGCGAAGCGGCAGGACCAGAUCGAUGUCAAGAGAGACCUCCGCAACCACAUCAAGGACAGCUGGAAGCAGGUCCAGUGGGCCGACAGGCACGCGCUGAAGGUCAUCGAGGCCGGGAGCUUCGGGAGCCGGGCCAAGGCUCUGAUGGACCGGGAGGACGGCGCUGGGGCGAGCGGCGACGGGUCAUCCUCGGAGGACGACGGCAGCGGCGAGCCCGGGGCCCUGGAGGACCGGCCGCGGGCAGCCUCGACCGUCGCCUUCGAGAGGGAGGAGGACGACCCCUUCGGCGGCUGCGAGGUGACGGUCGACGGCCGAGACCUCUGCCUCCUCGGUGCCGCCUCCGCGUCCCAUCGUCGCGCGACUCGGCCGCCAGUUCCACGGCCCUGGUCAGCAGAGGUGCUCCAGGAGCCCAGCAGAUCAUCAUCAGAGACGAGGCGUAUUGGAAGCGGCGGGCGAUAUGUGCCAGGAAGGAGGCCGCUGUUAAGAAGAAGGCGUCGGCCAAGCGCCUCGCGAAGUGGGAGGUCGAGCAGAGGCGGAUGAAGAAGAAGUCCUCCAAGGCGAAGAAGGAUAAGGGGAAGAACAAGAAGCCCACCGCGAAGGCCCGGCGAAAGAGAAAGUGCAAGUGAUCUGCCACGGCGCGAGGGCGCGGCGGGUGCGUGCGCAGGCUUGUGAGACGCGCGUGCGAGGCGCCUCGCUUGUGCCCAGGCCUGCUGCCGCCAUCAUGACUGUCAGUCUUCCCACUAUUCGUCGCCGUCC